CAAGAAUGGAAAUCCAAACACAAAACAAAACACGAUGGCGGACGACGGUGAUUUUGAUGGUGAUGAGUUUGAUGAUGGCCCAGAUGAUAUUGAUGAUGAUGCCUUGGAUGAGCCGGAAGUUGCACAGGGUGCUGGCGAACAAAUGGAGAUUCUGCCAAAUGAUGCUGCCAGGCAGGUGGAGCCACAGAAGCGGAUCACAUCACGAUUCAUGACGAAGUACGAGAGAGCCAGGGUACUAGGAACAAGAGCUUUACAAAUUGCAAUGUGUGCUCCUGUAAUGGUGGAACUGGAAGGAGAGACUGACCCAUUGAAGAUAGCCAUGAAGGAACUCAAAGCCCGAAAAGUACCUUUCAUCAUUCGCCGCUACCUGCCUGAUGGUAGUUACGAAGACUGGUCUUUGGAAGAACUUAUUAUGACAGAGUGACACCCAAGAAGAAUGAAUAAAUAUUUUAAAAUCAAGAACUGGAUUUUGUGUAAGAAGCUAUUUGGUCAAGUGUCCCACAGAACAAUGUGUUGAAAACAGUGCUUUCCAUGUCCUGAUGGAUCGGUGAUUUCUUUAAAAAGAAAAUGCUAGUUAUUCCAAUUUUUCUGUGGCAAGGAAAAAGGUAUAGGACAGAUGUGUGACAUAUCUUUGAAGGAUUAAAUAAUUUGGUACAACAGUUUGUUUUGAGAACAAAUUUUAAUUUUUUAUUUUAUUACUAGAUAGUUACAUCGAUUCUGAUAAGGUAUGACAUGUCUAAUACAUGUCAAUUCUUUAACAGAGUGAUGAAGACUGAUGUCACUUGUUCAGAUCUUCUCAAGGGCUACCUUUCUGGGUAUACUUUUCAUCAGCCUUGUUUCUUGUCUGCUCUGUCAAUGAGGCAUUUACAAGAAGAAAUUGUUUGCACAUGCAUGUACUGGUAUUGUGCUUCAAAUGCAGACCUGUAACAAUAUUUCAUUUUGUUCAUCAAUCAUGUUUCAUGUGAAUUGUAAUUAAAAACAUUUUUUAACUGUA
Messenger RNA from Gigantopelta aegis, 994 nucleotides. RefSeq names its product DNA-directed RNA polymerases I, II, and III subunit RPABC2-like. The record is from RefSeq and is a predicted model, not a curated record. The coding region runs from base 35 to 424 and encodes 129 amino acids. Gene Ontology annotation, biological process: DNA-templated transcription. NCBI's taxonomy places the organism in Eukaryota, Metazoa, Mollusca, Gastropoda, Neomphalida, Peltospiridae. Gene Ontology annotation, molecular function: DNA binding; DNA-directed RNA polymerase activity. The transcript is spliced from 5 exons. Gene Ontology annotation, cellular component: RNA polymerase II, core complex; nucleus; RNA polymerase I complex.